AUGGUAGCCACAGUCAUAGGCAUAGCUGUAGCCACGGCCAAGCCCACCAUAGCCUUAGCCCCCAUAGCAGUUGCUGUACUAAGUUGUGGUGUCAGGAAGGAUGGUGCAGAAGAGGAAGAUACUUACCUGAGUUUCGAAUAUCACUAUCUUCAUAAGGUCUUUUAUAUAGCCUUAGUAGUAGGUGUGGGAAGUCAUGGGACAACCUCAACAACCAACACCAUGUGUGGCAGCUACUACGGAGGCUGUGGCUACGGACGCUGUGGCUAUGGGGGCUGUGGCUACGGAGGCUGUGGCUAUGGAGGCUGUGGCUACGGAGGCUGUGGCUACGGAGGCUGUGGCUAUGGAGGCUGUGGCUAUGGAGGCUGUGGCUACGGAGGAUGUGGCUACGGAGGCCUGGGCUGUGGCUAUGGCUCCAGUUAUGGCUGUGGCUUCCGCACCCUGGGCUGUGGCUCUGGCUGUGGUUCUGGCUGUGGCUACGGAUAUCGCUCCAACUCUCUCUGUGGCUAUGGAUGUGGCUCUGGCUACAGCUCCGGCUUUGGCUGCUACUAA
Molecule: messenger RNA, 549 nt
Organism: Neogale vison (American mink)
Lineage: Eukaryota; Metazoa; Chordata; Mammalia; Carnivora; Mustelidae
Product: keratin-associated protein 6-3-like
Exons: 2
Coding region: 1-549 (182 amino acids)
Source: RefSeq, a predicted model, not a curated record